This is a messenger RNA of Annulohypoxylon maeteangense, 1116 nucleotides long. RefSeq lists its product as uncharacterized. The transcript has a single exon. Bases 280 to 1116 code for a protein of 278 amino acids. The record is from RefSeq and is a predicted model, not a curated record. Lineage: Eukaryota; Fungi; Ascomycota; Sordariomycetes; Xylariales; Hypoxylaceae.
CGGAGCUCCGACGAGAAUAAUUGCUGGCGGCUUCAGUAUUUACUUCAAAUGUGACGUUUAUAGAGGUUAUGAAAAUAGUUUGAGAUGCUUGGCAUCAGUCAAGGUAAGUAGUUCCGGUCGACCUCAGAAACUGUUUAUAUCCGGCCAUUGAGGUAUAUAUCUAUUUCCCCUUCCACCUCAUUUCUUUCCCCAAACUCAUGUAACCAUAAGCCUUUAACUCCCAUACUCACUGUUAUCAUUGCCAUUCACUUAAACACCAUCUACAACACCCCAAAGAAAAUGUCUACCUCUCAAACCCCCUUCCCAGACCUCCCCAACAUCGGCAUCAGCUUCCCUCACUCCCCCAUCACACUCGCCGCCCUCGAAUACACAAAACAGCACACCACCGAGGCGACAUAUAACCACUGCAUCCGCGCCGCGUACUGGGCGCUCAUCCUUGCCAAGAAGCUUCCUAACUUCUCUUCUCUCACAUCCCCAUCCCCAACUCCAUCUCUAUCUCCCAAACAACCACAUCCAAAAGAGCUGAAUAUCGAAACCGUGGUCUUGGCUGCAAUCUUACACGAUAUGGGAUGGGCCACUACGAAGGAACUCCGGUCGAUAGACAAGAGAUUCGAAGUCGACGGCGCGAAUCUGGCGUACGCGUUUAUAGGGCAGUACGUUAAAGAAAGGGGUCAAGAGACGGGAUGGGAUGGGCAUAGAAGAAACAUUGUCUGGGACGCAAUCGCACUCCACUGCACCCCAUCCAUCGCAGUGCACCACCCCAGCCCAGAAGUCGCGCUCGCGCAUCUAGGCAUCAUGGCGGACUUCCUAGGCCCCAAGUUCCCCCCCGGAGACGGGGCAGUGAUUUCAGUGGAGGAGUACAAGGAGGUGCUGGCCGCGUUCCCGAUGAAAGGGUUUGGGAGCGAGGAGUUGAAGGAGAUUAUGUGUGGGAUUUGUAGGGAGAAGCCGGAUACUACGUACGAUAACUUUGUGGGCGCGUUUGGGGCUCGGUUCGGGGUUGAUGGGAAGGGGGCGGGGGCGGAGGAGUUUAAGAAGGAGAUUGAGAGGAGGGAGCCGCUGGGGAUGUUGCUUGGGGGGUUGGAUUAUCUGGAGGGGUUGUUGAAGGAAGGUAAGUAG